UUUCCCAGCAGGCCAUUGGGCCAGAGCUCAAAGCCCUAAAGAGGUUUAAGUUCAGAGGAUCAUACGACAGCUGGACACGGAAACAGAGCAGAGAGAGCUACAGCAGACAUGCCUCUCAAACGAGAAGAUACAGAGCGAGCGCUGCAGGCGAUGGAAGCCUGUCAAUCAGCAGGUGAUGAAGGUUUCAGGAGUCGUGCUGAAAGACUCUUGACCAUCUUUCAGAGUGACCUGUUUCAGGCUUUGCUGGAUAUUCAGGAGUUUUAUGAGCUGACAGUGUUUGAGAAUCAGACAUUCACACCGGGACUGAAGUACCGUUAUCAUGAGGAGGAGACACCGCCGCUGCAGCACAGUCCAGCUCACCUGACCACAGGAAAGUCUGCAGAGAUGCUGACCGUCAGCGAUGCCGGACACGCCCCCAUCGACGGUAUCCAUGGUUACACACCCCAGAUGCACGGGUCUCCCGCCAAACCGGUGUUGCUCCCCAGCGGUCACGCACCCUUCUAUGCCACCUCCACUCUGAUGAACGGGAUGGACGGAGACGUGGAGUAUGAGGAGAUCACACUGGAGAGGGGUAACUCCGGCCUGGGCUUCAGUAUCGCCGGUGGGACUGAUAACCCUCACAUCGGAGACGAUCCCAGUAUCUUCAUCACUAAGAUCAUCGCAGGAGGAGCUGCGGCACAGGACGGACGGCUGAGGGUGAACGACAGCAUCCUGUUCGUGAAUGAUGUGGAUGUGCGUGAGGUCACUCACAGUCUGGCGGUGGAGGCGCUGAAGGAGGCGGGGCCGAUCGUCCGGCUCUACGUGCUGAGACACAAACCCCCUGCAGAGAAACUCACAGAGAUGAAGCUCAUCAAAGGCCCUAAAGGUCUUGGCUUCAGCAUCGCGGGGGGUGUGGGAAACCAACAUGUCCCUGGAGACAACAGCAUCUACGUCACCAAGAUCAUCGAAGGAGGAGCCGCACAUAAAGACGGGCGACUGCAGAUCGGAGACAAGAUCCUCGCUGUGAAUAAUAUGUAUCUAGAGGACGUGAUGCAUGAAGACGCUGUAGCGGUGCUGAAAAACACAGGAGACGUGGUUUAUCUGAGAGUAGCCAAAACUCUUCAUCAUCAUCAAGACGCCUACAAUCCUCCUGACAUCACCAGCUCGUAUUUUCCUCAUAUGGACAUGUCUGAUUACCCACAAGCCCUCAGUCCCUCAUCUCCACGCCGUUACUCCACCAUCUCUAAAGGACUGCUGCUUGGAGACGAGGACAUUCCCAGGGAGCCGCGGCGUGUGGUGAUCCUCAGGGGCUCCACAGGGCUGGGCUUCAAUAUCGUGGGAGGUGAGGACGGUGAGGGGAUCUUCAUCUCCUUCAUUCUGACAGGAGGAGCUGCAGAUCUGAGCGGAGAGCUGAGGAAAGGAGAUCAGAUCCUGAGUGUGAAUGGUGUGGAUCUGCGUCGAGCGACACAUGAGCAGGCAGCAGCGGCGCUGAAGAACGCAGGACAGACGGUCACCAUCAUCGCCCAGUACAGACCAGAGGAGUACAGCAGGUUCGAGGCGAAGAUCCAUGACCUGCGAGAGCAGCUGAUGAACAGCAGUUUAGUUUCUGCAGCAGAAUCAUUACGGAGCAGCAAGAGAAGCUUUUUCAUCAGGGCUCUGUUUGACUACGAUAAGACGGCAGAUGGUGGCUUCCUGUCACAGGCAGUGAGCUUCAGGUUUGGAGACGUUCUGCAGGUGUUUGAUUGCAGUGAUGAGGAGUGGUGGCAGGCCGGAAAACUGACUCCACACGGAGAGCUGGAGGAGACCGGAUACAUUCCCAGCAAGAGGAGGGUGGAGAGGAAGGAAUGUUCCCGUCUGAAGACGCGAGACCGAGACGCCGUCAGCGGAUGCAGUGAAUACAUCGUCAGCUAUGAGACGGUGAUUCAGACUGAAGUGCACUAUGCACGUCCCGUCAUCAUCCUCGGGCCGAGCAAGGACCGCGUCAAUGACGAUCUGCUCUCCGAGUUCCCCGACAAGUUCGGCUCCUGCGUCCCACACACCACGCGGCCCAAGCGCGAGUACGAGGUGGAUGGCCGAGACUAUCACUUCGUGUCUUCACGUGAACAGAUGGAGAAGGACAUUCAGAGCCACCGCUUCAUCGAGGCCGGACAGUACAACAGCCACCUGUACGGCACCAGCGUCCAGAGCGUCAGACAGGUGGCCGAGCAGCAGGGGAAACACUGUAUCCUGGAUGUUUCAGCGAAUGCAGUGAGGAGGUUACAGGCCACCCAACUUCACCCCAUCGCCAUCUUUAUACGACCCUCAUCCCUGCAGAACAUACUAGACAUUAACAAGCGUGUGACCGAGGAACAGGCCCGAAGAGCUUUAGACCGAGCCGUUAAACUGGAGCAGGACUUCAUCGAGUGUUUCUCAGCGAUCGUGGAGGGCGACAGCUUCGAGGAGAUCUAUCACCAUGUGAAGUCUGUGAUUGAGGAACAGUCUGGACCAUAUAUCUGGAUCCCAGCGCGAGAGAGACUGUAAACACACACACACAAACACGUGCGCGUGAGGACUUGCAGCGGGGCUCAUGGGAGUC
Molecule: messenger RNA, 2554 nt
Organism: Carassius carassius (crucian carp)
Lineage: Eukaryota; Metazoa; Chordata; Actinopteri; Cypriniformes; Cyprinidae
Product: disks large homolog 4
Exons: 22
Coding region: 109-2499 (796 amino acids)
Biological process (GO): chemical synaptic transmission; AMPA glutamate receptor clustering; postsynaptic neurotransmitter receptor diffusion trapping
Cellular component (GO): neuron projection; neuromuscular junction; postsynaptic density membrane
Molecular function (GO): kinase binding
Source: RefSeq, a predicted model, not a curated record